AUGUAUGAAGCCUUUAUUACUCUGGACAAAGCAGAUCCGUUGCCGCGGUCGGAGGCAGCCGCAGAGUCGGACACAAAGGAAAGACAGAUCUCGACGCACGGUGAGUCCUGCAGCUGGAGGCUCAGGGCCGUGGGUUUGAUGGACGGGCUUUGGAGUCUAUCCAAGCUGGAGCUGGGUAAAAACCGUGGCUGCGUCUGUCACUCACACCUUCAGUUCUGCUGCUCUGCCUUCGCUUUGGUAACUGCACAUCAGCUCCUGUCGACCAUGAAGGAGACCGACACCAGAGAGAGCAAACACCAGCACCGCAGGGAGAAUAUGGGUGAGGGCUCUAACUUCCUGCAGCUGGGCGCCUCCAUCGAGCAGCAGAUCAACGGCAUGUUCAAGUCCUUCACCGACACCAGCUACUUCCUGUGGGAGCUCCAGGACGUGCUCUCUUUCGACAUGUCCGCCGACGGCCUCAGCGACCUCCGCGCCCGCCGCCUCCUGCAGCAGAUCGAUGCCCAGGUCCUGCUGGUCUACUGCUCCCACGAAGAGGCCCAGUACCUGUUCGCCAUGGCCAAGGACGUGGGGCUGGUGGGGCCGGGCUACAUUUGGAUUAUCCCCAGUUUGGCGGUGGGGAACCCGGACAUCGCCCCGCCGGAGAGCUUCCCCAUCGGGCUCAUCAGCAUCAUCACGGACCGCUGGAGGAUGAGUCUGAGGAAGAGGGUGCGAGACGGAGUGGCCAUUGUGGUCAAAGGGGUUCAGAGCUUCAGGAAGCAGCGAGGGUUCAUCCCCGAAGGACACAGCGACUGCCACAGCCCGGUCAAACCAGCCGUGACCAACGAUACUCUGUUCAGGUGA
Knipowitschia caucasica is the source of this 840-nucleotide messenger RNA. Lineage: Eukaryota; Metazoa; Chordata; Actinopteri; Gobiiformes; Gobiidae. The record is from the annotation of a GenBank genome assembly.